UAAGACGAUAAGCCCACGUUGCACAGGAACUCACACACUUAUGUCUUUUCCCCAUUAAUUAUCUUCUUUCCUUCUCUUUCUCUCUCUUCUCCUUUCCUCCAUAUACUAGAGCUAAACCAUGGCAGCUUCUACUUUGAUCACCCCAACUUCCAAGCUGAAACCCCUUUCCCCAACGCCAAUCAAGUCCAAGCUCGUCACUGCCACCAUGACCUCGGUUGCCCCAUCAACGUCCGCCUCGGCCUCUGCUCCCACUAUCCUAACCCGGCGACAACUCACCAUUACUGCAGUCACUGCUGCCAUUCUCUCUCCUCUAAUCUCACCCUCUGCGCAAGCCGCUGAAGACGAGGAAUAUGUGAAGGAGACCCAAGAGGUGAUCAGCAAGGUUCGGACUACGCUGACUAAGGAUAAAACUGACCCUGAUGUGGCUGAUGCUGUAGCAGACCUCAGAGCCACUUCCAACUUCUGGGUGGCUAAGUAUAGGAAAGAGAAAUCCCUUCUAGGCCGGCCAUCAUUCCGGGAUAUGUAUUCCGCCCUCAAUGCCGUCUCCGGCCAUUACAUUAGUUUUGGCCCUACUUCUCCAAUACCUGCAAAGAGAAGAGCUAGAAUCUUGGAGGAGAUGGACAGUGCAGAGAAGGCUCUACUAAGAGGAAGAUGAGCUUCUUUUUCUUUUUCUUUUAUCCACCUCCCUUUUGUCCUUUAUUUGUAUUCAUAAUUUUACCAUAAUCUAUGUACCGGAAAUCUAUGUUUGAGGUUAAGGUGAGAUGUGAAUUGUUACAAGUAAUAUAUGGAUUCUUGCAAUCGACCUUAUUCGUAGCA
This is a messenger RNA of Chenopodium quinoa (quinoa), 816 nucleotides long. Its product is annotated as photosystem II repair protein PSB27-H1, chloroplastic-like. Bases 119 to 655 code for a protein of 178 amino acids. Lineage: Eukaryota; Viridiplantae; Streptophyta; Magnoliopsida; Caryophyllales; Amaranthaceae. Gene Ontology annotation, biological process: photosystem II assembly; photosystem II repair. The transcript has a single exon. The record is from RefSeq and is a predicted model, not a curated record. Gene Ontology annotation, cellular component: photosystem II; chloroplast thylakoid lumen.